UGGUGUUGUCAAUUUCUUUAAAAGCAAGCAGAAUGCCGGGGGUGGACAUUGGCGAAAGCGCAGGGCGGUAAACGGCGUAACUUUCCAGAAGCAAAAAUAGGCGGCGCGAGAGAGGCGGCAAAAGCUGACCAGGAAGGAAAGAAUGGGAGGCUUGUCUUUGGCGCUGCCGUCAAACGUGUGAGUGAGGACGGAGGUGGGGGGCUGUUUGGUCGGUGUGAGAAGGCGAGGGACGGCAGUAUCCUGCACUGUUUUCUGGUGCGCCAGGUACUGAGCUGAGUCAGAAUCGGGCCCCUUGAGCAGAUUCAUGGCUUACUAGGGACUCCAAAAGCCAAGGGCGGCGCUUGCCACUGCUGCUGCUUUCCUUCUGACUGAGUAGAUGUCUGGGGGGUUCUUCCCCCUCCCCUUUACGUUUAAAACAGGGGCACGUAUGCAGUCGGGUUAAUUUGCACAAGACUGUCCUGGGAAACAGAGUUGUGCUGAGUACACCCUCAAAGCACAUUUCCCCCGCCUCAAAGAAUUUUGGGUGUGGGUGCUGUAAUUCACCUCUCGCCCAGUAAUAAUUUCCAGCAGCCCUCAGCAAACUACAAUGCCCAUAAUUCUUUUAGGCGUGUUAAUGUGCACGCACUUUGAUAUGCUGACACCAUGAGGUUCUUUUUGUUGGGCCAGCGCUUGAAGACAAACAGAAUAAAACAACAGCAACAACCCUUGACUGGGGAAAGGAAGAAGAAAAACCCUAUCUUCUGUUUAGGCUACUGUCUUCUUCAAGUCAGCCUUCAAAGCUGGUGCCCUGUCAAAUUUUCAGUUGUGAUGGACAGAUACAGAAUGAGAUGGAAUAAGUGCAGCGUUCUCUUUUCCCUCUUUGGUGGUGGUGUAUUGUGGUUAAAACAAGCCGCUGCCUGCAAAAUGCUGUAACUAGAAGCUCACAAUGAGGUUCAGGGGAUGGGUUAGGGUGGUGCUGUGGUCUAAACCACAGAGCCUAGGGCUUGCCCAUCAGAAGGUUGGCGGUUCGAAUCACCGCGACAGGGUGGGCUCCCGUUGCUCAGUCCCAGCUCCUGCCAACCUAGCAGUUCGAAAGCACGGCAAAGUGCAAGUAGAUAAAUAGGUACAGCUCCGGCGGGAAGGUAAACGGUGUUUCCAUGCACUGCUCUGGUUCGCCAGAAGCGGCUUAGUCAUGCUGGCCCGGAAGCUGCCUGCCGACAAAUGCCGGCUCCCUCGGCCACUAAAGCAAGAUGAGCACCGCAACCCCAGAGUCGUCCGCAACUGGACUUAACGGUCGGGGUCCCUUUACCUUUACUUGUUUUCCAAAGGGAUAGAAAGGAAUAAAUGUACAUUUUUUUUGAAAAUUAGUUUAAUUGUUCUGUUUAACACAAUGAGAUUUGCAAACAUGCAGCUGAAAAUGUGGGGUUGUUCUGAAAUUUACAUGCUGAUCCUAAACGUGUUCAUUUCGAUGCAAGAUUUGUUGUUCUCAACAGGAUAUGUAUGCAGAUAGUAUGCUUCAAACUGCAGAUAGAUUGAAGUGUUGUACCUAUUUUUUACUGAACAGGUUUUGAGUUUCUUGACAGUUAGCUGGGUUAAGGUUGCCACAGCAAUUUUUAUUCACAACUCAAAACGUAUACUCAAUAGCCAGAAUAAUCAGUCACAGCAGUAAUAAUUCUUAGUUUUGCAGUGCUAAUUUAACACCUAUAAAAUCCCUGGUAUCAAUUAAGAUGGAAUGAAAUUGCCUGAUAAAUUCUAAUCCAGCAAUUUUGUGCUAAAGUUAACUCUAAUUUUCAGUUAUUGAACUUUAAAUAGCCAAAAGACAGUUGGUUUUGCUGAUUUAGACAUAACAUGGCCAUUUCUCAGGAUAUGUCAUACUGUGAGGGACUAGACAUAAUUUUGCCUCUUCUUAUUGUUCUUUAUUUCAGAAUCAUAGAGGGAAACAAAGAAGUCAACUGUACUGUUCCAGAGUACUCUAAGCAAACGUCCCAUAAACUGAGAUUAUGACUUACCUCACAGAUAGAAGAGAAAGACUUUCUACUAUUCUUAAGUGCACUUUAGUUUCAUGUUUAAAUGUAAUUUAUUGAACUAAACCAAACUUGAGCUUUUUAAAAUUGUGUUUGGUUAUCUUUGUCAUAUACAACAAGGAGAUAAAAUCCAGUGUAGUGGAAGAAAACAAUACAUAUAUUUUAAAAUGCUACAAUAUUAUUAAAUCUGAAGAAGAUAUUUUGUAUGUUGUUGAGCUGUCAUGUCUGACGUUAGCCUGUUGGAGGAAGACAUUUGGGAGUACAAAUCUAUUCGGAAGCUAAAGUCAGACCAGAAUUCAGAAGCUAUCUGUACAAAUGUACAUAAAGCAAACGGUGGAAAGUCACAAAGACAUGGCAAUAGGAAAACAUCAGAAGAAAAACAGACUUCGAAGAUGACAAAGCAGGGACCAAGGCAAAGAAGUAGCCAAACACCUUUAAAACCAGAUCUACAUGUCGGUGUUCCCAAUAAUGACCCUGCCACACAGUCACAUGAAGGCAUUUCAUUGACACCAUCAAAGCGAAAGAAAAACUGCAAGAAGCAAACCCCUUCAAAAGAUCGUCCAAUUUAUGAAGGACAUUGCCCAAGUUGCCAGAUGCCAUUUUCUUUGUUGUUGAUCCAAACACCUCAUUGGCAUGUGACAGAAUGUUUAGAUGGCUCAAGAACUGCUGAAAAAGGUACAGCCAUGGUUGGGGAGAAGGUGUCUUUCAAAUAUAUUUGCUACUGUGUUUGUGUGUGUGCUUUUGCCUUUAACAGGAGUCCAAAAUUUGGAAACUUCGCAGGUGAAGCCUUUUCUAUCACUUACCUCCAUGUGAGGGAAACAUUUACUUAAAUUUCUGCAGCAGGCUGUAGGAUGACAUGUAAAAAUAAUAGUAGCCCUUUUUCAAAGUUGAAACAAACUUCCAAAAACUUACGUCAGGUUGAAAAUUGAAAUAACUGGGAAAGUUAGCAUUAUUUCAUAAUGUAAAAAUGUUUAUCUGAUUUCAGAGAACAAAAUCUUGCAGUUCUGAAUUACAGGUUCUGGGCCAGUGGCAAGAUAUAGUCUUAAAUACGUAAUGCAAACAGAAUUCAAAAUGCUAGGUUUUUUUGUUUUUCUGAUAACAUUCUACAUCAACAAAACAUGAACAAAAAUGAUACAACAAGAAAAAUUUUCCUUUCAAAGAUUUCAAAGAAUCAACAAAAAACCAGAAAACAUUUCUUGACUUCCUAUCCUCUCUUUCCAUGGUUCCUUUUAACCCCUCUUUUCCUUGUGUUUUCUAAGUUCAUCCCAUCUUUCGCAACCAUUUUAUAUACUUUAUUUAUUUCUUACCCUGCUGAAAAUAUUACCAUCCUGCUAAGUAAAUUGUUUGCUUAUAAUACUUUUCCAUAUAUUCUAUAAAUAGUAUCCAGUCCUCUUUAUAUUUUUCAUCAUUUUGGUUUCUUAUUCUAGUGGUCAUCCUUGCUAACGCCAGAUAUUCUAACAGUUUAAUAUGCCAGUCUUCUUUUGCUGGCACUUUUAUCUGUUUUCCAUUUUUGUGCUAAUAAUACAUGGCCGACCAUUGUAGCAUAUUAAAACAACUUUAUUUCUUUAUUGUAAACUGCUGAUGUUAUUAACCCCAGCAAUAGUGCUUCUGGGUUUUUAGCAAAAGAUUUUAAAAACAUUUUUAAAAGUUCAAUAUAAAUCAUUUCCCAAUAAUUUUUAAUUAUGCUACACAACCACCACAUGUUGUUUUACACUUCCAAAAGUUGCCCUUUAUUGAUUUUUACAUUUUUGCUAAUUGGUCGUUGUUUUCAAUACCACCUUCAUAAAGUUCUCUCUUAACAUAUAGCAUGCCGUAAAUCUUACAUUUGCUUUCCACAGUUGUUCCCAUAGUAUAAAAUAAAUAUUGGGUCCAGCUUAAAUGUUGUCUAACUUAAAUGUUGCCUGAAAUGCUAGGUUUUACAUAUACAAUUUUACAAAGCUAAAGUGCCAGCCUGUGCCUUGUGUUAUCUUUUGAGGUCCUUAUCUUAAGGGCAUUAAUGUUACUUGUUUCUGCCUAAGGAAGCAGAUCACAACGUUACAUGUUGUUAUUUUGUUUUCAGAUAGUUGAAAAGUUUUCAGUCAAGACAUUGCAUGCUGUUCUAAUAACAGUUAUUUGGAUGUGAGACAAUUCAUUUCCAAGGAACCUUAUUUCUGUGUAAGAAGGGAAGAAUGUAUUGCCUUUAAUUCAGAAUAGGGAGGACUUUCUUGUACAUCUUCAUGCAUGCUGAAACGUCCUCUUUGAAAUUAAAGGCUCUCUUCUUUCAAGUGGUGCUGUCAUAUGACAUCAGGCAUUACAGUGAACUAACAUCUAUCAUACAUGUACUAAAUUUGAGACUAUAACGCUAAUGUACAGAAGGUUGACAAUUGUCAUAUUUUUUGUGUUUUUUAAGUAAACCUUUUGGGAACCAUGUUGUUCUGUAAGUAUACAGUUGUACUCAAAACACAUUUUGUUUUCUUCCAUUCCCAACAUGUUUUUGUUUCUUUUCUUAGAGUGCCCUGAUGGUCUUCUGUGUACUUCAACUAUUCCUUCUCAUUACAAACGGUAUAGCCACACCCUUCUUGCUGCAAGCAGAGCAGGGGAAUAUGUUGCUGAAUUUUCCUCAUCUAACACAGAAAAUGAUUUAUUUAGUCUUGGUACUGCUUCAUCCAUCAACUGCAGUGCCUUCAGCGAUGGGGUGUUGCAGGAUCUGAAAGACUUCCAGAGUGUGGGAAAACCUCCAAGACAGUGCUUUCUGUUGCCAAAAGCUACAAACGUUACAGAAAAUGUUAAAGAAUCUGAACACAGUACACAGCAUACAGAUGAAGUAAAGCUGGCUGAGUGCUGUGGUUCUCUUUAUCAAGAAACUGAAAGUGGUGAAGAUCUGGACAGUGGCUCUUACCAACGAAGUACGGUAAUCUCAGAAGCAGACCUAAGUGACUGUGAUAUUUCCUACUCUCCACUUAACACAGAUGGGGAAGACACUAUAGAGACAGAUGACGAGGAGAACAUAGAGGUAGAACGUUUUAGAAAAAGGCUAUUUGAUUUUGGGAGCCUAGAAGACAAAAGUGGAAGGAUUGGAAGUUUUAAUAAGCCACUAACUGCUUCACAACUAAGUGACCAGGAACACAACAUAGAGCAUAAUUUUACAGUAAGCAGUGAAUCCUACAAAACAUUAAAUGCAUUCCAAAGUGUGGAUGGUGUUUGUAAGACUCUCUCUCAAAGUAGCAUGCUUAGCAAAGUUUGCAGUUCAGCAAGUAUAUUGGAUCAGUUGAAACAUCCCACAGAAGCACCCAUUCCCCCUGUUGAAUAUAAAAAAACUCUGGAGAAACCCGAGGAGCUAAAAUUGAGUGCUUCAGCUUUUGAUGCAGGUGAAUGUGGGUGGGGCAACUCUGAUUACUCUAAUUGGGCCUCUACAGAGUCUGCUAAGGGCACAUUGCUUUCAGAAUUUAGAGAAGAAGGUACUAAGUCUCCUCUACCUGGCCUAAGAGAUACUGUGGAAGAACCCAGUAGUAGCUUAGUUACUGAAGGUAAAAGUGUUACUGGCAUAUGUAGAAGCAGGUUGGCUCAUAACAAUUCAUAUUCAGUAUCAGAAAAAGUGGGAAGGCUUUGUAAUAACAUAGCUAUGCCUGUUUUCCCAAGUACAGUCUCUAAAACACUGCCAUAUGUUUCUGCUGCUAAUGCUGAAGUCAAAACCACUCCUGCCAAGGAACUAAAACAAAUGGAUAUUGGUGUUUUCUUUGGGUUGCAACCGAAAGCCAAAAUGGAGAGUAACCAAAAGAAAAAUCUCUGUGAAAGUACACAGACUUUGAGUCCACCGGCUGCUGCAGGAAAGCGGCCCGGAUCUCGAAAGAGGAAAGCUGAAGGAUCAGUGGGAGAGUCUGAUACAAUCAGAGAAAGUUCAAGCAAAAAUGUCAUCUCUGCAGAUCCAACAUCUGGUGGACAGAAAAGGUGGACAAAGAGGUUUAGGGAGGCCUGUCCUGCUGAAGAGGGAACAAGAAAAAAACAGUGUCCCUUCUAUAAGAAGAUACCAGGUAGCAGGCUCUAUUUUGUUUUAGAACUGUAAUUCUCCUUAAGUAUAAAACAUCUUUUCAUCUUUUGUGCUAUGUGAAAUUCCUCUUUGAAGCACUUCUUCAUCUCUUUUUAAAGACCGCAGUUCUGCUCUUAAGAUGGGAGGAAGCCUUUAACAAUCACCAAAAUAUAAGUAAAAGAGCGAGCAUUGCUAUGAGUUCCCAUUAAAAACCUUAUUUUGUGGAGAAGUGUGAAACUAUAGAAUAGUAAUAGUAAUAAGAGUUACUUUAUAUUCUUGAAGAAUAGGACUAAAUACUCUUAAUUUUUUAGAAAGAGUAUUUAGGAAAAUAAGUGCCAUUAAAAUUUAAUUAUGUUUCUAAAUCUGAAGCUCAUCAAAUUCUGUAACAUUGUCUCAUAUAUUAUUUAAAGCUUUCUAUGAAAUUGAGCAUUUCAUAUGAAAUUUCUUUCUCUUCUACUACACAUUUGAUAAAUUGUUCGUGGAGCCUCAUCCUGUGCAUAUUUCUUUGGAAAUAAGCCUUACUGAUUUCAUGGGGCUUACUCCCAAGUAAUUAUGCAUAGAAUUGCAGCCUCAAAGCUCUUACAAGCAUGUAUAGUUUUACUCAGAAGUAAGUCCCAUGGUAUUCCCAGAUAAGUGUGCACAGGAUUGCAGCCAUAGUAUGUUGAAUCAUACCAACCCACAAAAGAAUGUAGCAACUCACGUUUUCAAGAUUGCUUAUUUGAAAUGCUUCACUGGCUGCAUUUCAUGUUGACCAAUGUUACAUUUCCUGGGUAUUACACCCAGAACUGGAAACUAUUCUAUGCAUCCCUUGAGUUCUCUUAGUCCUUGCUCUUUCAGGUUGCAGUCUCCUGAAUUUCCAACCAAUAUUUCUGAUGUUCACCACCUCUGUGGCUCUUGAGCCCUAUGCACAGGCAAUCUAGGAUUCUGUGCUAAAAUAAUUAACUAGGUUAAAUUAUUCUAACUGUGUGUAUUUGCGUAUUUAAUUGUUUAAAAGUUUUCAUUUGGAAGUUUGUGGUGUUUUGCGAUGACUGGCCAAGAAAGAGAGGGACUUUGAUCAAAAGUGUAAAAAAUUAAUAAAUACACAAGAUGUGUUGAGAGACCUGGUACAGAUUAUAUUUGCUCUGGCAGUUAACCUCUUUGUCUUGUGUCACUUAAACCCUUCCCUUUAUUUUCAUUCACUUUUUAAAUUGCUAGUGGUAGUUGUUGACCUUGGCAAUUCCAGUGUACAUUAGCUGAUUGGCUGUUCUUGUAUUAAUUUGUUACAGGUACAGGUUUUGUAGUAGAUGCAUUCCAGUAUGGAGAAAUUGAAGGAUGCAAGGCUUAUUUUCUUACACACUUCCAUUCUGAUCAUUAUGGUGGCCUAACUAAAAAGUUUACAUUCCCAAUAUAUUGCAAUAAGGUAGGUUUGGGCUCAAGGGUGAUGUGCACAAUAAGAGUUAUGCAGUCUAUGCAAAUGUUACUGAUACACAGCUGGUACAUUUAAUUUUACAGUUGACUUGAAUAAAUCUGUCAUUUACUUCUGGGAUUUAUCUUUUUGGGGUUAGCACAAAUGGUGGUCAGGAGCUGCUAGAAUAGCUAACCUGACCUUCACUUAGUUUUUUAAAGUCAUCCUUACCACUACUGUCCUUUUUGCAGAACUGUAAGUUGUAAUAUUGAAGAGAACAGAGCACAUGCCAAAAUCACAAUGUUCAAGAGUCUCUAGCACAGAGGAGACAAUAAUCAAUACCAGUGCUCCAAGCCUGUAAGAUACAUGUUUGGAAAGAGCUUAUCUGUUAUUUAUUAUUGAAAAGGGGGCAGGGUUGAACUAUGGGUUGAAUCUCUUUCUCCAUUCUGAAUUAUAAAACUGGUGAUAGAUGACCUAUAUCAAUAAGUUUGUCUCCACCAAUACCCUUGCCUCAGGUCACUGAUGUGUAUCAUGCUCUGUUUCUUUAAAGUUACAUACUAGACAUUUUACAAUUCUAGCUUGCACACACAUCAAUUUUCCUAUUCUGUAAUAUAUAAAGGAGAAAAUAGGGAAAGAGACAGACAGACAGACAGAAACAGAGAAAGAAAGAAAAGAACAAGAACAAAAAACCCAUGGGGUAGUGGGGUGAGCAGUUUAACCGGAAUAGAAUCAUAGAAUCAUAGAGUUGGAAGAGACCACAAGGGCCAUCGAGUCCAACCCCCUGCCAAGCAGGAAACACCAUCAGAGCACUCCUGACAUAUGGUUGUCAAGCCUCUGCUUAAAGACCUCCAAAGAAGGAGACUCCACCACACUCCUUGGCAGCAAAUUCCACUGUCGAACAGCUCUUACUGUCAGGAAGUUCUUCCUAAUGUUUAGGUGGAAUCUUCUUUUCUAAAGAAAUAUUCUGCCAGAUAUUCUGACAUUUACUUUUCUAUAUUUUCAUGUAAAUAUUUGUUCGUAAAUGGUGAUAUUUUGGAAAUCAGUCACAGUUACUGUAGCAAGCCUUGUUAUUCAGUGGGCUUCAGAAGCUUUGAGCUUGAGAGCCAGUGUGGUGUAGUGGUUAAGAGUGGUAGACUCGUAAUCUGGGGAACCGGGUUCGCAUCUCCACUCCUCCACAUGCAGCUGCUGGGUGACCUUGGGCUAGUCACACUUCUUUGAAGUCUCUCAGCCCCACUCACCUCACAGAGUGUUUGUUGUGGGGGAGGAAGGGAAAGGAGAAUGUUAGCCGCUUUGAGACUCCUUCGGGUAGUGAUAAAGCGGGAUAUCAAAUCCAAACUCUUCUUCUUCUUCUUCUUCUCUUCCUCUGUGUCAUCUAAAGUAGUAGAUGGUUCAUUUGGGUGGGUGUUUUUUUUUUUGCAUCAGCUACAAACGAAAUAUUGAUUAAUUGAUUAAACAGAAACAUAGUAAUGUUAAACACUUUCUGUUGUUCAGAUAACUGGAAAUCUGGUGAAGAGCAAACUUCGAGUGGAAGAACAGUAUAUCCAUGUCCUGCCAAUGAAUAGUGAAUGCAUAAUAAAUGGCAUCAAAGUGGUGUUGCUCGAUGCUAAUCAGUAGGUAUCUUUGACAGAAGCAAGGUCAAUACCAAAGGAGUUAAAAUGAUGGACUUAAGUAGAGACCUGCUUUCAAAAACUGUAGUUCAUGUUCAAAACUAUGUGGAUCCCAAAUAAAAAAUGGAAUGUCUUUCUCUUCUUCCCCCUUCUCUGGCAGUUGUCCUGGUGCUGCAAUGAUCCUAUUCCAAUUUCCGAAUGGGACUAAUAUGUUACACACGGGAGACUUCAGGGCAGAUCCUUCUAUGGAGCGCUGCCCUUUUCUUGUUGGUCAGAAAGUUCACACUGUCUACUUAGAUACAACGUAAGUUGCAUUUCAGUGAUAUGCUCUUAUCCUUGCUAUGUAAAAAAACCAAAAACCCAAAAACACCACAACCUGCUUAGCCUAGACUACCUUGAGCCAGUUUGGACGAUUACACACUGGUUUAUUAAACUGGGAUAUGAACAACUGUUACUUACAUAGUUCUUUGCCUCUUCUAUUCACUCUGGAAAGCGUAGCAGUUGGAAGCACCAUAGCAGACAUCAUUGUUGGGAAUCCACCUUUGAACCUGGAUUUUGAGAGGAUAGUUCCCUAGAAAAAAGUAUAGAACCUUUAGCCAAAACCUACAGACUUGACUUUGGUCAGUGAAAAGUAACUUUUACAGUCUUGGAAAAGCCCAGUAUGACUUCUCCCAUAUACAUUGUGAUGUAGAGGAACUCAUAACAAUGUAGUUUAUGGUGAGAGCUUUAAAAGGAGACAUUUUAUCUCCUGCAUCAGGUGCAGGUGCUUCUGCCACUAUUAAGAGUCUCCUUGGCAAUUGGCACCUAGCCUGAAAGAAGGACACCAUUUGCACAAGCUUCCAAGUCUCCUUUUUUGGGUCAGGAACUUUCUCUCUCACAGAUGCACCCUUCCCACUGCUCUCUCCCCUUCUCCCAGCAGUGCAGUAUAACCACUCUACUGUGCAGUAUAUGCUGGCGAGCUGGGGACCAGGUUCUAACAACUCAGGCAAAUCGUAGAAUGUUAGAGAUUAUCUUCUCCAACCCCAUAUAACUUGAUGUGGGUUUUACAAGAUAGGAUCCAACUAAAGCAUCCCUAAUAGGUGAAUACCUCUAGCAAAGAAGAACCCACUAUAUUCCGAGGCAUUCUAUUCCACUGUUAAAUGGCCCUUACAGUGUGGAAGAUCUUUCUACUAUUUAGCUGAAAUCUAAUGUACUAAGUUGUCCUUUGCACUGAUGGUUGAAUUAUAUAUCCCAGGAACUGCUGUCUGUCUCAGCACACCAUUGUAACUUCCAAUAUGCUGCUUCUGCAAAGUUAGUCAUUGUUAUAUCUCUGUAGAGCUUGAUCUUUCAUUGCUAUAUCUGGUGUAGGCCAACUGACAAAGCAAUGUGAUUUUUUAAAUAUGUCUUCUCUUUGCUUUUCUUAGAUACUGUAGUCCUGAAUAUACUUUUCCUUCCCAGCAAGAAGUGAUUCAAUUUGCUGUCAAUGCGGCCUUUGAGACAGUGACUUUAAACCCACGGACUUUGGUUGUUUGUGGCACAUAUUCUGUUGGAAAAGAAAAGGUCUUUCUAGGUAUGUGAGUGAACAUUCCACAAGAAUUGCAAAGAUUCUUUUUAAGAGUUAAUAUUUUCUUAGGGAAGAACAUUCAAUGGAAUCUAUUCUGAAACUUCUACUAAUAACAUGGUUGUGUUUUUUUUAAGCAUUACAGCAUUUCUGUAAAAGUACUUAAAUUUGGAGCACAAUAGGCUUCUUGGCAUGGUGCACAGAGAAGAAAUAGUCUAUGACAUGAACCGUUUGCUGAUGGCUGCCCCUUUUAAUAAUGCUGCAAUUUUAAAACACUCUAGCUGUAUUAAUAGUCCUGUAAAUGCAAUGCAUUUUUUAAACUUUUAACCUCAGCUUCUUGGUAUGUGCAUUAACUUUUCAAAUGCAAUGUAAUUUAUUUCCAUGCCAAAUUGGAAACAGUUGAAGCGUGUAUGUCAACGCUUCCUGACAUCCACCCACCACCCACUUGUAACUAAGCAAAUCUUUCAACCGCUUCAAACCUUUCAUGGCCUAUGCUUAAAUCACUACCCUUCUAAAUUCUACAGACCUAUUAGCUGAAUGUUUUUAAUCAGACAGCAGAUACUGCUUUUGAUGGUUCUUUUUGAAAGGAAUUAGUGGGUGUCCCUGGGUUACUCACAAGGGGGGCCACCACGAAAGGGUUGUUCUUCUCCUUUAAAACAACACGUACAGGCUGCCAGCUUCUAAAUGAAAUAUUCAUUCAUUUCCUUGAAUAAGAACCUUUUAUCACUGUAGCUAUUACUUCUCCUAGGUAAACCACAAUAGUACAUUCAUAUAAAGACUCAAGCAUGUAAAAAUCAGACUUGGUCAAUGUUUAUAAAAAAUGCACUUCUUUAAAGCAGGAUGGCAGACAGUGAGAGAAGCUGGUAGGCAUGUUUUUCUAACUUAGGCCAAUUCCCUAAGUUAUUGUAAACACUAUUGGAUGACCUGGUGUCUUCCAGCUUUUAAUCUGCCACAAGCCAAAAGCAGAAGUGACUCGGUUUAAAAAAACACUUGGACAUGCCCCUGUGAUGGUAACUGAGCAUUAAACUGAUUUUUUUAAACACUGAAGUUUUAUUUUCCUUGCCCACUUCUGUUUCCAUCAUGUCAUAAUCCUUCCUCCCCUUUCUGUAGCUAUAGCUGAAGUUCUAGGUUCAAGAGUGAGCAUGUCCCAAGACAAAUACAAAACACUGCAGUGCCUGGAAUCAGCAACAAUCAAUUCCCUUAUCACCCUGGACUGGAAUAACACUUUGCUUCACCUUCUACCCAUGAUGCAAAUUAAUUUUAAGGUAAGUAUUAAAACUGUCACUUGUACUCAUCUGGCUAAGCUUAAAUUGGUGGGGAGAGACAGAAGUCGAUCAUCUUGUUCCUAACAUCAUAUUUAAAAUUAAGGAACAAACCACUUCUCGGUACCUCUCAAUCUAAGAGUUUAUUUUCAGGGCCAGAACUGAACAGUGCCAGUCCUUUCACACAUAUACGCAAUCCUGGUUUUCUCCCAAGUUUUCUUCAUUUUAGCAGCCUAUUUUUUUUGAUGGGGUGUGUGUGAAAUUGUUAAACAUUUGAGAGUCCAGCUGUUCAGCAUCACAAACACCUGUGCAGUUGCUUUAAAGUUAUUUCUAGUGGCUGUGCUUUUAUUUCAUUACUAAAGAGUAUACAUAUUUCAUUUUCCAUUUUGUUCUUUAUAUAGACAUUUCUGACUUAAUAGCUUAUAUUCAAAUUGUGUUUGGUUUGAUUUGGUCUGUGUCACUGCUAGUCUUUGCCUUCUAUUUUAUGUAUUUGUAGAAUCUAAUUUCCCUUCACUUUCUUUCCUGCAUUUAUUUGUUGAAGUUUCUUUUCCUGCUUCUGAUGUCAUACAAUUUUCUGAAUACUAAUCUUUCCAGGUAUUUUCAAAUGGAUGCUCUUUGUACAAUGACUGAACAUACAUGAAACAGAUCUUGACAUAAAAAGCAUUGAUUAUCUUUUAAAUCCACACUAAGUUUAUUAUGCUUUCCGUGGACGAAAACAAAGUCUAUGCUAAAAAAAUUCAUCAUUUUCACUUUUAAUGUUUGACUAGCAUAAAGUCUCCAUUGAGAAUUCUUAGUCUAUGUCAGAUAUAUUUAUUUUUUACCAAUCUGACCAGUGGAAAUUUCAAAUUUUGUUGCUACAUAUUAUGUAAUUUAAAUGAAUGUUUUUGAAGCUUCUUAAAACAUUUUUUUCUACUAAUUGGCAUUCGCUGUUGACAGAAUGGACUCUGAAAGUGUAUAAAAUGCCACAGCUUCCAUUCUUAUCUAAUUUGAUUACACUGGUCAACAACAAAUUUGUUGUCUGCGUUUUUUCAGUUGAUUUAGAAUGAAUCUGAUGCGCUGAAUCCAAAAAUCACAUUGGUUUUGCUCAAUCAGGUCAAGUUUUUGAGCUAUGGCCACAUGUCGUUUUUUUACAUUUUUGUUCACAUGUACGCUUGUGUGGAGCAUUUUAGGAGAAGUUGGUGGGGGUAAAAUGCCAUGUCAAAUAAUUGUUUUGAUUGGAAAUGAUUAUUUUAAUGACAAGAAGUAUUCAGGUCCGAUAGUUCUGGGUGAUUAUGUCGAAAAGGGAUCAGUUUGAAGUCAUAAAACCUUGAAAUCUUCCAUAAAUUGGUGCGGCAAAGCAUAAAGUUGCUUACCAUGCUUAUUUUGGUAUUAAACUUGGUGACCAGGAUAAAGCUUGGGCGCCACACAUGGUGUGCAAGGCAUGCACCGAGACUCUACGUGGGUGGACCAAUGGCAAGAGGAGUCUGAACUUUGAAAUUCCCAUGGUUUGGAGGGAGCCAACAAACCAUGUCACUGACUGCUACUUCUGCGCUGUUGAUGUGACUGGGAUCAACAGAAAGAACCGGAGCAGCCUCAAGUAUCCUGAUCUUCAAUCAGCACGUCGUCCUGUAGCUCAUUGUGAUGAAAUUCCAGUGCCUAUCUUCGGAGAACUUCCUGACAUUAGUGACGAAGAUGCCUCCAGUGUUGAAGAAGAAGAAGUGGUUCUUGAAGAUGAUGCUCCACAUCCAUUUUCCCAAAAGGAGUUGAAUGAUCUAGUUCGCAACCUCAGCUUGUCAAAGGACUCUGCCGAACUGUUGGCAUCCAGAUUGAAGGAAAAAAACCUCCUCUCUGACAGUGCUCGCAUCAGCUUCUUCCACAACAGGCAUCAAGAGUACCUCCGUUUUUUCUCGGAAGACAAGGACUUGGUGUACUGUGCAGAUAUUGCGCAGCUUCUGCUCAAGCUUGGAGUGCCACAGUACGAACCCAAAGAUUGGAGACUGUUCAUUGACAGCAGCAAGCGAUCACUGAAAUGUGUUCUGCUACACAACAGCAACCAGUUUGCCUCUAUACCCCUGGCUCACUCGAGUACACUGAAGGAGAACUAUGAAGCGGUGAAGUAUGUGCUGGAGAAAAUUGGUUAUGAUCAGCAUAAAUGGUUUAUUUGUGUUGACCUGAAGAUGGUGAACUUUUUGUUGGGACAACAGUCUGGCUUCACCAUGUACCCAUGUUUUCUGUGCAGGUGGGAUAGUAGAGACCGUGCUCAGCAUUACACGAAGAAGGACUGGCCUGUGUGGGAGGAAUUGGUGCCUUGCAAAGAAAGGAACGUCAUCAACGACCCUCUGGUGGACAGAGACAGAAUACUCUUCCCACUGCUGCACAUCAAGCUCGGCUUAAUCAAGCAGUUCACCAAGGCUCUGGACAAGGAUGGUGACUGCUUCACUUACUUAUGCCAGGCUUUUCCAGGAUUGACCAUGGAGAAGUUGAAAGCUGGCAUCCUUGACGGUCCUCAGAUCCAUCAGCUCAUCAGAGAUCCAGAGUUCGGAAACUCAAUGAACGAAGUGGAACUGGAAGCGUGGAAGGCAUUUGUUCUGGUAGUGAAGAACUUUCUUGGCAACAAUAAGGCCAGAAACUACGCAGAACUUGUCAACAACAUGCUGACUGCUUUCAGAAACCUGGGCUGCAACAUGAGCGUCAAGAUGCACUACCUAUUUUCACAUAUGGACCGGUUUCCUGAGAACCUGGGUUCAAUGAGUGACGAGCAGGGGAGAGAUUCCAUCAGGACAUGAAAGAGAUGGAGACCAGGUAUCAGGGUCGCUGGGAUGCAGUCAUGAUGGCUGACUACUGUUGGACUCUGAAGAGAGACCUCCCUGCCACUGAGCAUUCCAGGAGUUCCAAGAAACAGAAGUUCAAGCCCUGAAGUUUGAAAAAUGGUGAAGCAACAUGCAAUUUACGUGUACUUACCUUUAUCAAUGCCCACCAUUCAGUUUACAGUAAUCAAUGUUUCUAUCAGGUAAUCAAUAUAUGUUGGUGGAAAAACAUUAUUUUCUCUUAAAAACAUAUUUAGGGUGAUAUGUGUUGACAAAAAUCAGCUGAUAAUGCCACAAAAAUGUAAUAGAUUUUGUCACAAGAUCUGAUUUUUUUUCAAAUCAACAUAGCACAAAAACUUGACCUGAUGGAGAGAAACAGAUGCCAUUUCCUGAUUCAGCAGUGCAAAAAUACCCUAAAGCAGUUGUAGAAAUCUAGACAACAUUCGAAAAGUAAAAAAUUGUUGCCCAGUGUUAUUUGACAAGACUCUGAGAACUCUUGCCAUCAUUUAGUCUGUUUUGCUUUGAUCAGAAUACUUAUCAAAAAAAUUUGCAAUGAAUGUUUUAAAUCCUUAAUAACCAACUGUUCUUUUCUAUCAACAGAAUUUGAAGAAUCACCUGAACAAAUUCUCUGAUAAUUUUGAUCAAAUUUUGGCUUUUAAACCCACUGGGUGGACUUAUUCAGAUGGGUGUGGCUCUUUGAGUGAUAUUAAACCUCAGACCAAAGGAAAUAUCACUAUAUAUGGUAACAUAAUUUCAAAUGUUUUAAUAUGUUUAUUUCUUUUCUGAUAGCCUUUUCACAUACUGUAUUAUUUCUUCUUGUGGGUAAUGGAUGUACCUUAACAGAAAUGAAAUGAUUUAUCAAUGAACAUCCUACUUCAUUGUUAACUAUCGUUGGUCCUGCUCCUAUGGACUUGUAGACAGCAACUGUGGAUACAGCUUGUUGUUACCAACUUUGGGAAAGCUGUGACCCUCCAGGUAUUGCUGGACUACAACUCCCAUCAACCUUGACCAUUGGACAUUGGAAAUGUUUAUUGGCGCUGAACAUCUGGAAGCCCUGGACUGGUGCCUGGACUUGGUGAUGGACUGCAUGAGGGCCAAUAAACUGAGCCUGAAUGCUGGCAAGAUGAAGGCCCUGUGGGUGGGUGAUUCUUGAGUCCAGAUAAUUGGUCUGUCUGUUCUGGAUGGGGCAGUAUUCUCUCUGAAAGAGCAGGUUUAUAGUCUGGGGUUGCUCCUGGGUCCAUCUUUGUCACUAGAGACCCAGGUGACCUCAGUGGCUAGGAGUACCUUCUACCAGCUUUGGCUGGUAAUAUACCUACAAACAUUUCAAGACCAGGAUAGUCAUGUGCUGGUAACCUCCAGACAAGAUUGCUGCGGUGUGCUUUCUGUGGGAAUGCUCUUGAGGUUGGUUCAGAAGCUGCAGCUGAUGCAAAAUGUAGCAGCUCAACUGCUCAUUGAGGGAGGAUUUCACCAGCAGACUGUCUCUAUGUUGAAAGAAUUGCACUGGCUACCAAUUACUUACUGGGCUAAGUUCAAGGUGCUGCUUUUGGUCUACAAACCCUGAUAUACAGCUUGGGAUCAGGAUACUUGAAAGGUUGUAUCAUCCCUUAUACACCCAAUCAAACACUGCACUCUGCAGGUAAAGUUCUCCUGCAUAUACUAUCUUAUCAGAAGAUAUUUUCUGCAGAGUGUAGACUUCGGGCCUUUCAUGACAUCUACCUUUUGGAAUUCCCUCCCAUUGAAUCUUAAGACAGGCACCAUCUCUGUUGACUUUUUGGCAGCUACUGAAGACCUCCCUCUUUCAACAAGCCUUUUAAGUUGAGAUCUUUCUCAGUAUGCAUCUGUACUGGAAUUGUUUUUAAGAUGUUUAAAAAAUGUUUUUAUAGUUUCAUAACUUGUUUGCCACCCUGGGCUCCUUUGGGACGAAGGGCGGGAUAUAAACUGAAUUAUUAAAUAAACAAAUGAUAUUUUAUACAAGUCCAUUGUGCUAAACACAUUGGCUAAAUUCAUUCUGUGUUGUCUCAUUUGCAGGAAUACCUUACAGUGAGCACAGCAGUUUCCUUGAAAUGAAACGCUUCAUCCAGUGGUUGAAACCUCAGAAAAUUAUCCCUACUGUAAAUGUGGGAAACUGGAAAUCCAGAAAUGAAAUGGAGAAGCAUUUCAGAGCCUGGAAGAUGGAGGCUGCAGGAUGGAACUAGGAAGAAGAGUGGAAUUUGCAGCUGUAUGCCUUACAUUCCCUUUCUGUUUUUUCUGUCCUUUUCUUUGGCUCUGACCUUUGCAGAAGCAAUAAUACAGUGAUUCCUUCAUUUGCUAAUUAUAAAGAUACCGUUUGUUAUCUGUAGCUGUAACUGGUAGAAACUUUGUCAAAGGAGGUAUGCCCUGAAAAGCACUUUAAAGAAAUGCAAAAUGUUAAGCACCUCUCUUACAAAUCCAGGCUCCUUAGAUGGCAUAAACAAAUCCCUCCUGAUAGGUAAGAAAGUGGUGGCUACUGAUAAAUCCCUGUCAUACUGAAGUAUCUAUUUGGGUCCCAGGGGGACAAACAAGUAUGCAAAUAUUUUACUGGGGGAUUUCAUGCUACUUGCUUUGUGGUCUCACCACAUGUUAAGUGACAGGCAUCCAAAUUGAAGGUUUUUGUUUCUAAGACAGUUGGCAGCCUUGCCAGUCUUAAAUUGUUUAAGCUUGGGGGGGGGCGCUUUCCUGAAAUUUUCAUGACCAAGAGUCUUCUGAACAACCAUUUUUAUAUGAUGAAUUUGGUGGACUAACAUCUAGGUCAUCUCCCCCCCCCCCCAGACAGUCAAAAAUAUAUUAUAUGGAUCCAAGUUGUCCUGCAAGAUGGUAGUAUGAAUCUGCAUAGCAAUUAGCAUCUCAGAGCUAGGAGUCUUAACACUAAUUUUGUAACUUAUUUGCAGAGUUUAAAUCAUUAUUGCACGCUCCGCACAGGUACAGAGUAGAACAAUUAAUGUCAAGGAAAAUGUAUGAAUGAGAAUAUUUUACACAUUUUUAUAAAAGAAAUACAUUUUUAAUAAACGACCUAAAU
Podarcis lilfordi (Lilford's wall lizard) is the source of this 17622-nucleotide messenger RNA. The record is from the annotation of a GenBank genome assembly. Lineage: Eukaryota; Metazoa; Chordata; Lepidosauria; Squamata; Lacertidae.